AUGGGUGCUCGUCACAGUGUACCGCUAAGGCCGAACGGCCAGCCAAGCGCGCAGGCGCUGGCGCAGGCCAACGACAACGUGAACUCGUGGGGCACGCCGCCGGAUGAGGCCCCGGAGGAUGAGAAGGACCCGACAGAGCUGGUGCUGCAGAGCUGGGCCUUCUGCAAGGCGAAGCCGACGCCGCAGAAGAUGUACCGCAGCGACACGGACGAGCGCAAGCGGAGGCAGUCGGUGAGCUGGCGCAAGCGCGCGAGCUUCAUCGAGCUCGACUGCGGCGAAGACAGCUUCUUCGUAGCGAACAACUACAAGGUCAUCGGCGUUGCCGACGGUGUCGGCGGCUGGCGCGCUGAGGGCGUCGACCCCUCCUUGUUUGCCAACGCGUUGAUGGAAAACGCGAAGCUGUUUGCGGAGACGCACCGUGGCGAGCGCGACCCGGAAAAGAUCCUUGAUGCCGCCUACACCAAAGUAGUGAAGGACGGCAUUGUCAAGGUGGGCAGCAGCACGGCCUGUGUGGCAACUCUGCGCAAAGACGAUGACGGCAGCCACAAGCUCGACGUGGCGAACCUCGGCGACAGCGGCGUGAUGGUGGUGCGCAACCGCAGCAUGUACUUCCGCGCACACGAGAAGGUGCACGGCUUCAACGCGCCGUUCCAGCUGGCAGUGCUGCCGCAGCCGAUGGUAGGGCGCGCGUUCUCUGACCGCGUGCAGGACUGUGUUCGCGAGUCGGUGCCGGUGCAAGAGGGCGACGUUAUUGUGAUGGGCACCGACGGCCUCUUCGACAAUCGCUUCAACUCCCAGCUCGCCGCGGACGCCGGGUGGAUUGGCAAGGUGGAGGAGAGCCCCAUCGCCAAAAUCCCGCUUGUGGGCUUCUUCCUCAGUGGCAUCUUGGACGAGAAGAUCGACUACGUGGACCCCUACCGUGUCGCACAGCGCAUCAUCACCGACGCCUACAAGACCUCCGUGAACCCGGAUACCAACUCGCCAUGGGCCUCGAUGCUGCGUCAGUUUGGGCAAACUGACGCCAAGGGCGGCAAGCCGGAUGACAUCACUGUUCUCCUGAGCCGUGUGAGUACACGCGAAGAGCUGAGCAACAGCACGAGCUGGUAA
Leishmania major strain Friedlin is the source of this 1107-nucleotide messenger RNA. RefSeq lists its product as hypothetical. The transcript has a single exon. The record is from RefSeq and is a predicted model, not a curated record. NCBI's taxonomy places the organism in Eukaryota, Euglenozoa, Kinetoplastea, Trypanosomatida, Trypanosomatidae. Bases 1 to 1107 code for a protein of 368 amino acids.